Messenger RNA from Haliaeetus leucocephalus (bald eagle), 647 nucleotides. Its product is annotated as DNA-binding death effector domain-containing protein 2-like. NCBI's taxonomy places the organism in Eukaryota, Metazoa, Chordata, Aves, Accipitriformes, Accipitridae. Gene Ontology annotation, biological process: regulation of apoptotic process; apoptotic process; extrinsic apoptotic signaling pathway via death domain receptors. Gene Ontology annotation, molecular function: DNA binding; protein binding. The annotation marks the transcript as partial. The transcript is spliced from 2 exons. The record is from RefSeq and is a predicted model, not a curated record. Gene Ontology annotation, cellular component: nucleolus.
UAUUUCCACCCUAACGUCCCCCCCAGCCCCGGCGGUGGAGUCCCUCCGUACUUUCUCCCAGCUCCACUCCCCACGGGGGGGGGACAACGACAACCGGCCCCCCCCGGGUUCCUCCAUGUCCCGGAGACCCCCGGUCCCGUGGGAGGAAGAAGAAUGCCUGGAGUAUUACGGGAUGGUUUCCCUCCAUCGUCUUUUCGAGGUGGUGGGGGCCCAGCUGACCCCCAGCGACGUGGCCGUCCUCUCUUUCCUCCUGGACGAAGCCCACCCGGGGUCGCACCCCCUGGACCCGGCCUUGUGGGGGGGGGAGGGCACCCCUUCCCCUCUCCUGGAAAACUGGAACCGGCGCCGGCGUCGCCGUCGGCUUUCUUCCGGCAACUGGGAAGAAGAAGAACAGCAACAGCGAGCGCGACCGCGGAACGGCGUGGAACUCUUGCUGGAGUUGGAACGGCGAGGGUUGUGCGACGAAGGAAAUUUCCGGCAUCUUCUCCAGCUCCUUCGCGUCCUCACCCGCCACGAUCUCCUGCACUGCGUCACCCUCAAACGGCCCCGCACCGUUUCGCCCGAAAGAUUCACCUGCGGCCCGGCCGUGGUGGGCAGCUGCCUGAACGCUGCCGCUGCCCAGCCCCGCCAGGAGCAGUGGGAGACGG